Molecule: messenger RNA, 3282 nt
Organism: Linum trigynum
Lineage: Eukaryota; Viridiplantae; Streptophyta; Magnoliopsida; Malpighiales; Linaceae
Source: the annotation of a GenBank genome assembly
AUGGAUUUGUUAGUAGUUCCUUAUACAUCAGAUCCCAGCAUCAAGUUGAUCCAGUGGCCACCAUUUUUGCUUGCAAGCAAGAUCCCUAUAGCUCUGAAUAUGGCAGCGCACUUCCGAUCAAAGGAUGCUGACUUAUGGAAACGUAUAUGUGCAGACGAGUAUAUGAAAUGUGCUGUGAUUGAGUGCUAUGAAUCCUUCAAACAAGUCCUCAAUAUUUUGGUCGUUGGAGAAAAUGAAAAGAGGAUAAUUGGCAUCAUCGUCAAAGAAAUAGAGAGUCAUGUUUCAAAGAGCACACUUCUUGCAAAUUUCAGAAUGGCCUCUUUGCCAGCUCUUUGUGAAAAAGUUGUGGUGCUUGUGGGAAUCCUGAAAGAUGGUGAUCCUUCCAAGAGAGAUGACGUGGUGCUGUUGCUUCAAGAUAUGUUAGAGUUGGUCACCCGUGAUCUGAUGGUGAAUGAGAAUCGUGAAUUAGUAGAUCUCGGACAUAGUGGCAAGGAUUCUGGAAGACAACUGUUUGCUGGUACAGAUCCAAGACCCGCUGUAGUAUUUCCUCCCCCGGCUUCUGCUCAGUGGGAUGAACAGAUAAGACGGCUUCAUCUUCUUUUGACGGUAAAAGAAUCUGCCAUGGAUGUACCAGCAAAUCUUGAAGCGCGCAGGAGGAUUUCGUUUUUCACGAACUCCUUGUUCAUGGAUAUGCCACGUGCUCCACGAGUCCGCAAAAUGCUCUCAUUUAGUGUUAUGACCCCAUACUAUAGCGAGGAAACUGUCUAUUCUAAAUCCGACCUUGAAAUGGAAAAUGAAGAUGGUGUGUCCAUUAUAUACUACUUGCAAAAAAUCUAUCCAGACGAAUGGACAAACUUCAUGGAGCGAAUUAAUUGUAAGAAAGAGAGUCAGGUUUGGGAAAAUGAAGAAAACAUCUUACAGAUCCGUCAUUGGGCCUCCUUAAGGGGUCAAACUCUCUGUCGCACAGUCAGAGGAAUGAUGUAUUAUAGAAGAGCUCUGAAACUUCAGGCUUUCCUUGAUAUGGCUAAUGAGAGCGAGAUAUUAGCUGGCUAUAAAGCUAUAACAAACCCAACUGAGGAAGACAAGAAAAGUCAACGAUCCCUCUCUGCUCAGUUGGAGGCAGUAGCUGACAUGAAAUUCACGUAUGUAGCCACCUGCCAGAUUUAUGGAAAUCAGAAGAGAAAAGGAGAUCGUCAUGCAACAAACAUCCUGAAUUUGAUGGUUAACAAUCCUUCUCUCCGUGUUGCAUAUAUUGAUGAAAUAGAAGAAUGCGAUUCUGGAAAAGCACAAAAAGUUUAUUACUCAGUGCUGGUCAAAGGUGUUGAUAAUCUUGAUCAGGAAAUUUAUCGUAUCAAACUGCCAGGUUCAGCAAAACUAGGUGAAGGAAAGCCUGAAAAUCAGAACCAUGCUGUAGUAUUUACUAGAGGGGAAGCCAUGCAAGCCAUUGAUAUGAAUCAGGAUAACUAUCUAGAAGAAGCUUUCAAAAUGCGCAAUCUUCUUGAAGAAUUUCAUGAGGAUCAUGGGGUGCGACCACCUACAAUUUUAGGUGUCCGUGAGCAUAUUUUUACUGGAAGUGUUUCUUCUUUGGCUUGGUUCAUGUCAAAUCAAGAAACAAGUUUCGUCACCCUUGGUCAAAGAGUUCUUGCUAGGCCCUUGAAGAUACGAUUCCAUUACGGGCAUCCAGAUGUGUUUGACAGAAUUUUCCACAUAACCCGUGGGGGUGUCAGUAAGGCUUCUCGUGGCAUCAACUUGAGUGAGGAUAUCUUCGCCGGAUUCAAUUCAACUCUACGAAGAGGAAAUGUCACCCACCAUGAGUACAUUCAAGUUGGCAAAGGUCGAGAUGUUGGGCUCAACCAAAUCUCCUUGUUUGAAGCCAAAGUAGCAUGCGGUAAUGGCGAGCAAACACUCAGCAGGGACAUCUAUAGACUAGGCCAUCGUUUCGAUUUCUUCCGAAUGUUGUCCUUCUAUUAUACGACCAUUGGUUUCUACAUCAGCUCAAUGAUGGUGGUCCUCACAGUCUACGCCUUCUUAUAUGGGAGACUGUAUUUAGCACUGAGUGGAUUGGAAGGUUCCAUAAUCAAGUUUGCAAAACACAGAGGAGACAAUGCACUGAAAUCAGCUAUGGCUUCCCAGUCCGUGGUCCAGCUAGGCCUCCUCACCGCCUUGCCCAUGGUCAUGGAGAUGGGCCUCGAGAGAGGCUUCCGAACAGCGCUAGGCGACAUCAUUAUCAUGCAACUACAGCUUGCCUCCGUCUUCUUCACCUUCUCCCUAGGAACACGAACCCACUACUAUGGCCGUACUGUCCUCCAUGGUGGCGCCAAGUACCGAGCAACCGGUCGUGGCUUCGUCGUCCGCCACGAGAAGUUUGCUGAAAACUAUCGUAUGUACUCGAGAUCCCACUUCGUCAAGGCCCUGGAGCUCAUGCUGCUUCUUAUAUGCUACCAGAUAUAUGGGAAAUCCGUGUCUGGCCAGGUAGCUUACGUGCUCCUCACGGCUUCCAUGUGGUUCCUGGUUGUGUCGUGGCUAUUCGCUCCUUUCCUGUUCAAUCCUUCGGGGUUCGAGUGGCAGAAGGUCGUUGACGAUUGGGACGACUGGACUAAGUGGAUUGGCAGCCGGGGAGGGAUCGGUGUGCCUGCAAAUAAGAGCUGGGAGUCGUGGUGGGAAGAGGAACAAGAGCACCUCCAGCACACGGGGAUCUCUGGGCAGAUUUGUGAGGUCAUCCUCGCUUUACGUUUCUUCAUCUAUCAGUACGGCAUCGUUUACCAGCUGAAAGUCACCCUGGCCACGUCAGCUGGACGAGAGCACAGCCUUUCUGUCUAUGGACUGUCAUGGCUGGUCAUUGUCGCUCUUAUGGUAAUCCUGAAGAUUGUGUCGACGGGUAGAAAGAAGUUCAGCGCUGACUUCCAGCUAAUGUUCAGACUUCUCAAGUUCGUGCUCUUCAUUGGUUUCGUGGUCACGCUCAUCAUCCUCUUCACUACACUCCAUCUCACGGUCGGAGAUGUGUUCCAGAGCUUGAUGGCCUUCCUCCCUACCGGCUGGGCAAUUCUACAGAUAUCGCAAGCGUGCAAGCCGAUAGUGAAGGGGUUGAAGAUGUGGGGAUCGGUGAAGGCAUUGGCGAGAGGGUACGAGUACAUGAUGGCAUUGAUACUCUUCCUCCCCAUAGCAGUGCUAGCCUGGUUCCCGUUCGUGUCCGAGUUCCAGAACAGGCUUCUAUUCAACCAAGCCUUCAGCAGAGGUCUCCAGAUCCAACGGAUCCUCGCCGGCGGAAAGAAGCACAAGUAA